AUGGGAUCUGUCCAAGAAUCUAUGCAGAACACGUCUGAUCCAUCAGAGUGGCUACAGACUCAACUGCCACCCAUAUACCAGCUGGACUCCAUGCUCAGGUGCCAUAUUUGCAAGGAUCUCAUGAAAGCACCGGUGAUAACAGGCUGUGACCAUUGUUUCUGCUCUGCCUGCAUACGAAGAGCUUUGAGUACCAAAGCGCAAUGUCCUUUAUGCCAAGAUGAACAGUACGAGACACAACUGAGAAAGGUGUUGUUACUUGAUGAGACUAUCGCUUGGUUCAGCAAGUGGAGAUCAGAAUUACUCGAGAAGGUGAAACUUGUCCAACCUACAGAGACGGUUGAUAUGUCGAAAACAGACUCCUCCGGUGCCACCUCGUCCCAGAGCCGAUCAGUCUCCUCUUCCGUCCCCAGUGAUAAACCCAUCACUCAGUAUUUUUACAAAUCCCGAAAGGGUGAGCAACAGAAAGCAAAAGCAAAGGUUUCUGCUGAACUAGUGGAGUGUCCCAUUUGUUCUGAUUUCAUGACGCUCGAAGAGUUGCAAGGAAGCCACAUUGACGAGUGUUUGAGUGAUCCCAGUACCGAGCCCAAACCUACUAACACACCGGCAUUUUCAAGCGGAUUUUUCACUGCACCCUCACCAAAGCAGUCACCACGGAAGCAGCAGCAGCGGAUGCCAUUAGUGGCACCAAAGACGUACAAGUUUGACAUGGAUAAACCUCACCAGACUCAGGCAUCCGGCUACGCCAACCUUUCAAGAAUGCCCAAACUGGACUUCAACUCACUCUCCACUACAAAACUGCGGGAGAGACUCAACACUUGGGCUAUACCAGUCUCGGGCUCGAGACGUCAAAUGGAAAGACGCUACAACGAAUACAUGAUUCUCUAUAAUGCCAACCUGGACUCCCGCAACCCCGUUCCGGUCAAGGUAUUAUUAAACAAACUAUGGCAAUGGGACGCUUUACAAAAUGGAACUCCUGAGGACACAGAGUUGGAUGCAGAGGCCAAAAAGGACAGCAGGGAGGCGAGAAUGGAGAGGAAGCGUUGGAGAAAGGAACACCGGAAUGACUAUGCAGAUCUGAUUCAACGAGCGAGAGAAAACGCCAAAAAGGUGAAGACAACUGAAGACUAUAGUGAUAAUACUAUUGGUGAGUCAAAUGGUGAUCUCAAGGCAACAGAAGUGGAAGAAGUUGAAGAAGAGCCGCUCUUCGUAGAUGGAACAUAG
Molecule: messenger RNA, 1221 nt
Organism: Kuraishia capsulata CBS 1993
Lineage: Eukaryota; Fungi; Ascomycota; Pichiomycetes; Pichiales; Pichiaceae
Exons: 1
Coding region: 1-1221 (406 amino acids)
Biological process (GO): protein monoubiquitination; DNA damage tolerance
Cellular component (GO): nucleus; Rad6-Rad18 complex
Molecular function (GO): ubiquitin protein ligase activity; single-stranded DNA binding
Source: RefSeq, a predicted model, not a curated record